Molecule: messenger RNA, 3713 nt
Organism: Hydractinia symbiolongicarpus
Lineage: Eukaryota; Metazoa; Cnidaria; Hydrozoa; Anthoathecata; Hydractiniidae
Product: DEP domain-containing mTOR-interacting protein-like
Exons: 8
Coding region: 24-1151 (375 amino acids)
Biological process (GO): intracellular signal transduction
Molecular function (GO): protein binding
Source: RefSeq, a predicted model, not a curated record
GUCAAAAAUAAUGCAAGGAAAGUAUGUCUUCUCCAUCAAAAGAGGAAAUUCUUAUAAUUGGAGAGAUUCUUCGAUUGAAGCUACACCAAGAUCCUUCUUUGAUUAAGGAUAGAAGGUACCGCCUCAGAACUUAUACAUGUUGCUUUGUUGGAAGAGAGGUUGUGGAGUGGCUGGUUAAGAGUGGUGAAGCAUUGCACCAUACAAAUGCUGUAGGCUGUAUGCGCAUGUUACAAGAAAAUGAUAUUUUACAUCAUGUUUGUGAUGACCACAUUUUCAAGAAUGAAUAUUUGUUCUAUCGAUUUCGAAUAGACGAUGGAACCUUUUUUGUCGACACUGAGUUUGAAAGUUAUCAUCAAGCUAUAAUGAUCCACCAAAGAAUACUGGGUGAUAGUGAAAACGCUGUUAUGAGAACACAUGAAGUAGACCCUGGGACGUGUCUGGAAAAUUGUUUUAUGUCUUCAGAAUUUAUAACAUGGCUCGUUUUUAAUGAUGUCGUCCGGGAUAGAUAUGCUGGUGUAACUCUUGGUCAGCAAUUUCUAGAUAUACUCGUCAUAAAGCCAGUGUUGAGUGAUUCUGUUGAAUUUUUCGAUGAUGCAACAAUCUAUAAAUUUUUGUUUGAUCUUGACCAUUUGAUCCCGUUAUACAAGUCCCUUAAUGUUGGUGAAGAUGACAACAAAAGUAUUGAUGAUUCUGUUAAACGGCUAAGUAUUGGUCCGAAUCUGCCAAAGAAAUGCUUGACUAAUUUAUGGAAAGGACAGCAGGAAGAAAUAGUAGAACCAAAAAUUGCGAAGAAUUUGGAUAUGAAUGAUAACAAUGAUGAGAUCAUCCCUCACCUGAAGCCGGUCGUUCUUCGUGAAGUAACGGUAGCCGAAUUGAUGAAUAAAGAAAGUCCUUAUUAUUGGAAGAACAUUCGGAUUACUAGCGAUUCUGUUGGUUUUGGUUUUGUUAUACGAGGUGAUGGACCAUGUUACGUGCAAGCGGUUGAUCCGACAGGCCCAGCAUCUGCAGCAGGAUUGAAGGUUCGUAUGUAUAUUUAUUCUGUGAAUGGGAAGAAAGUAUUGGAGAUGAAACACACAGAGGUGGCAGAUGAAAUCAUGAAAGGUAAAAUGGUUGAUUUGGUAGUGUUACAACAUUUUCGAAUCAGCAAUUGAGUAUUUUUGUUUUACAAUAGUUUAUGAUAAGAAACCUUUUAUUUAUUGAUUUAUCUUGUGUUUAACCCAAUCUAAUUUUGGUCAUUAUUGGUUCAAAGUCAACGUUGUGAAAACAAAAAGAAACCUUUUUUACGUACAUUGUAAAGCUGACAGGAUAAAAGUUUGCAUUUCCUUUGAAAAAUCGAUCACAAAAAGGCUGGUUAAAAGCGUGACGGGGAAGAUUUAAACAAUUUAGUUUUUAUGGUAAAACUCUUAUCUCUUAUUUAAAAGUUUGUUUAUCCUCAUCGUACAUCUUCAAACGGAAAUCAAAAUCUAUGAUUUAAUAUAUAUUUAUAUAUAAAUGUAUCUGUCGGAUUCUUUGAGUUUAUUUUUUUCACGUUAGUUUUUUUUUAAAAAAAAUUGCAAGAUCUGACGCUUGUAUGUUGUGUAUACGUGGUCAGACUUACAUUGUAUAUUUCGCAUGGUUGUUGUGGCCAUGCAGCCCUUGUUACAUAUAUAAAGAAUUAUCAUAUAUUAUUGUUAUAUGCUAUUAUAUAUUAUUAUAUUACAAAUUAUAUAUUAAAAAUAAUAAAAUGAAAGGACGAGUUUUUUUCUCGUUCAGUUUAUGUUUGUUUUUAAUUCAGUUCUUGUGUUCGAUGUAUAUCGAUUGUCUUUCCUUCAAGUGUUAACAUACGGCGCCCCAUUAAAAAAAAACACGUAACUUUUUGUUAUAUUAGCUUGUCUUUUUUAGGCUUAUUUUCGUGUUUAUAUAUAUAGGUACGCAUUUUUAUAUUUGCAUUUUAUAUUGUUGUUUUUUGAGUUCGAUUGGUGAUAUUAUAUUUCCGAACCUAUAUAUCAAAUAUUUAGGCUCUUGUAGUUUUAGAUUACUGCGUCUUUAUAAAUUAUUACACAUUUGUAGAUUUUGAUAAUGUUUUGUUAUCGUUAAGAAAGGUAUCAAAAUAAAUUUAGCAUGUUUUUACCACGGGUUUGUAAAGAAGAAUUUUUCCCGAUAAAUUUUUUAGCUAGCUACAACUUGUCUACAUUUACUUUAUAUAUAUGGAAGGUUCCACAAAACUAGAAUAAACCAUAGAGAUAUAAAUGAACAAGAUAGCUGACAUUUUAUCAACAAAACACUAUUUAUUAACCCGAUUUUUAUUAGCUACAUCUCAAGAAUUUUUUUUUUCAGCUUUCUUUAUAUAUAUUUUGAUUAUCUAAAGACAAAUAUUUACAAUAGUUAUGAAUUAAUUUAAAUUGACUAUAGAAAGAUAAAAAGAUAAAAAAUAUUGAUGAUAUUGAAAAAACUGCAAAUUUGCCAUGAAAUGGAACGAUGGAAGCUCUCAAAUAAAUGAGGAAUUUGUCACAAAGACCGGUAUUAACUACCAUAAAACACAAUCUCUAUUUGCGAAGCAUUUCAGACACGAAAGUAUAUACAAAACACAAAGCUAGGUCACAUUCCAUUAAACUUACAAGUUCUUUCAUAAAGUUAUUAACAUGAAUGGUAACAUAGUUUGCUAUACUGAAAUGUUGUCUGUGUAAAUAAUAUGUAAACAAAGUUUGUGGAUGGUAUUGAUGCGAUCAUUUGUGACAAGUCCACAGAACAUCCAUAUCAAAGGACAUUGGGAGAACUGAGAAAGAAUGAAAGUAUUAAACAGCACUCUUCUUCUUUUGUGAAAUAUAUACGAAAAGAUCCUUUGAAGAACAUUUACUCUCUUACUGGCCUUGAUACAAAUGUUCUUAAAAAGAGAGGUAAAAUUUAGUUCUGUACUAAACGAGAUUGCACCAUAGACAAACGUUUGACCUGUAAACGAUAUAAAUUUAUUGAUAUAAAUUAAUAUUUUCUUAUUUUUUUUUUUCAUUCUUUUUGUUGGGUUUGUUUCAUUUUUGCACCAACAUGAUACGCCACGACAAGGCGAAUCCUAAAUCACGCAACGAAAAAUAAAAUGCCAGCACGAAAAGUGAAAAUCCACUACGAAAAGGCAAAAACCAUUCGACGAAAAGCAUCUUCCUAAUCUCCAGGUUUUCUUGGUCCCUGAGCCGUUUUUUCGGAGAGGUUAUCAAGAAGGCAAAAUACCUUGAGAACGACGUUGACCUUAUAUGAAUUUUAUGAAAUAUAAUACCUUAUUCAACAACUACUCUACUCACAAAUGUUAAGGGACCUAAGAAGCAAGAUCAUGGGUUAUCUACAACGGAGUCGUCCCAUUAUCAUCCCCAGAUCUCUUCUCAAAGAGCUCUGGGGAUAAGAAUUAACUCGUCCAUAAUUGUUCGUAAAAACCUGUCUUAUAAAAAUCACGCGAAAAAACCAUGUAUAAAUUAACACAAAUAUUAAAACUGCAAACAAAUUUGUAAGUGAUAAGAAACUGACAAAGGCCGUUGAACACAAAAUAUUUUUUAAAAAAGAUUUUAUUUGCUUUUCUUGUGCUUUUAGUAGUAUUUUUAUGACAUUUUUACCUGCCCAAAGAUCUGAUACUCUUCUGAAUCCGAGAAAUGAAUUGAAAGAUGUUUCUAUAAAUGUUGAUUACAAAUGUCAACAAAAUUGGCCUCCUGAACUAACGUUCUACCCUCAACCUUAAAAUAUUUCUUUUU